Molecule: messenger RNA, 3250 nt
Organism: Manihot esculenta (cassava)
Lineage: Eukaryota; Viridiplantae; Streptophyta; Magnoliopsida; Malpighiales; Euphorbiaceae
Exons: 2
Coding region: 172-2880 (902 amino acids)
Molecular function (GO): nucleic acid binding
Source: RefSeq, a predicted model, not a curated record
UCAUCUUUCUCUCCAACGCUUCUCUGUAGAAAUUUCAUCAAUCCAAAACCAAACUUGGACUAGACACCUAUAAGCAAGGUCGCUACCUCCGUCUAUUUAUCUCUGUGUAAAUAUCUUCAGUCCUCUCUCUCUGUCCUAAGAGUUGCGCAAGACGUUUUUUGGAGUGUAUCAAUGUCUGCGAAUCUUGAUCGCAUCGACCUUAAUUCCGACGUCGUUUCAGUGGAACCAGAAAACGAUGUUCGUGGGGUUAGUAUCCUAGAACCAAUUGUUAAGGUCGGGUUGUCUGAUGCUAAUACCCUAACAGACCCUCAGGGCGAGUCCCAUCAGCCAGUAGUAGACCAAGUUAGGGACUUUGAAGAGGCUAACGGCUUGAAGGAGGAAAUUGUUGAUGGGUUAAGCAAUGGGGGCUUGGAAAGAGAAGCAGAGUCUGUGGAAAAAGAAAUGGGUUCUGUGGGAAGGGAGAGCAAUGCGGUGUUUGAUGUCUCUUCUGGAGAAGCUGUCCAGGUAACUGAAACACGGCCUGGUGAGAUAGAAGGAAACCGCUUGGUUCAAGUUGAGAAGGAAGAGGAGGAGGGUAUUCCUACUAGUUCAGCGUGUGAGGAUUCAGUCCAAGUUAAAAAUGCAGGUAACUCAGUUCCUUUGGCUAGAGUAGUGGACGUGGAAGUGAAAGAAGCUAGCACCAAUUGCUUAUUGCCUCACAAAGAUGUCAUUCAGGUCCCCAAAGGGAUAACUUCUGAGUGUACUGGCUACGAGGCCGUGGAAUUGGAUGAUCAAGCUAAUACCUCUGAAGGUAUUUCCGAAGAAAAUGAUGAGAAUAGUAAGUCCGGUGCUCUAAAUCUUGUUGUGGAUUUGAACCCUUAUGUGAGCAUGCAUGGGAAUGAUUCAGGCAAUGUAAAUGUGAAAACAUCUGCCUCCAAGCUGGAAUUCAGUGUUUCUGACCUUGUAUGGGGCAAAGUGAGAAGCCAUCCCUGGUGGCCUGGGCAGAUAUUUGAUCCUUCCGAUGCCUCAGAGAAGGCAAAGAAGUAUUUUAAAAGGAAUAGCUAUUUAAUUGCAUAUUUUGGGGAUCAGACAUUCGCUUGGAAUGAAGCCUCAACGAUAAAGCCUUUUCGAUCCCAUUUCUCACAAAUGGAGAAACAGAACAACUCAGAGGAAUUUCAUUAUGCCAUUGAUUGUGCUUUGGAUGAGAUUUCUAGACGGAUAGAGUUUGGGCUGGCCUGUCCUUGCAUAUCUGAGUUUGGCAAGAAUAAUACUCAACUAAUUGUUAAUGCUGGAAUUCGGGAAGACUCUAGUAGAAGAGUUGGUGGGGAUAGCUUUACGAGUGCAGAUGCUUUUGAACCUACAAAACUAGUUGAUUAUGUUAAAACAUUAGGCCAAUUGCCAUUUGGUGAAGUUGACAGGCUGGAAAUUGUAACAGCAAAGGCCCAACUAUUGGCAUUCAGUCGAUGGAAGGGUUAUUCUCAAUUGCCUGAAUUCCAAAUUCUUGGCACCUUGUUGCUGUGUGACACAGAAGUCGCACAAUUAGUAUCGAUAGAUGGGAAGUGUGGCAAUCAAUUGAAUGAAAAUUCUGGUGCUGAAAUUAGAGAUGACGAGCAUCUUUCUCCUGUAAAAGUUUUGUCAAAAGGUCGAGAUCACUCAACUCCUAAGCGUAAGUACAUCUCUGGAGAUAGUGUAUAUCCGAGAAAGAAAGAGAAAAGUUUGGCUGACCUAAUGGCUGAGAGACGCAUAUCUGUUCGAAAUGGUAAACGUGGAUUGGGGAUUAAAGCCACUGGCAAGUUAAUUUCACCAUCUUCUGGUGAGAAACGUAAAGCUGUUGAUUCCAUGUUUCAUGAUCAUGACUCUGUGCAGAAACACAGCAAAAUUCUUUCCUCAUCAGAGGGUGGAAUAAACUCUUCUUCACAACCAAAGAGAACCUUUAGAGUUGGAGAUAGCAUUCUUAGAGCUGCAAGCCAACUGAAUGAACCAAUACCAAUGCUAAAAUCUAUUAAUGGAGCUUUUCCAGAAUCUGCAAUGAAGGAUAUGAGCAAUGAGAAGUCUCCCGCAAAAUCACAAGGUAAAGAACUGUUUAAAAUAGAGGAUUCUUUAUCUGAUGAGAUGGUGUACAAGCUUUGUUUGGUUGCUAGAGAUCCCAUGAAUGAAUGCAGCUUCUUGAAAUCAGUGGUUAGUUUCUUUGUGGGAUUCAGGAAUUCAGUUUGCCUAGAACAUUUGAAUCCACUGCUGCACAAGCCAUCCUUUCUGGAGUUUGUCCUUUCUGAUAAUAUUGUGGAAGAAUCAAGCAAGUCAGAAACUGAAACAUGCGAGUCAGAGUAUGCCAAAGACUCUUGUUCGAAAGAUGAGAUAAUUCGAAGUGUCCCACAAGAGCUGGCAUCUCUUGAGAUACAGAAUGGAGCUGUAGAUAUUCCACCAGAAACUACAACGAAAAAUGAUAAUCCCCCUAUUGAACUACGACCUGCUGCUCAAUCUAGUCCCAAUUUGGAUUUUGCACCUGCCUAUGAAAUUCUUAAUAUGGAAUCAAUGAAGCCAGUGGACCACUUGGAAGAGAAUUGUAAUGAUGAUCACACCCCAACAGCUCUGAUUCUGAAAUUUAGUCACCUGGAUUCCAUACCUUCAGAAUCAGAUUUGAACAAGAUAUUCAGCCGUUUUGGACGUGUGAAGGAAUCAGAGACUGAAGUGCUGAAAAAGAGUAACAGUGCAAAAGUGGUUUUCUGUAGGCGAGACGAUGCAGAAGCGGCUUUCAGCAGUGCUGGUAAAUACAGAAUAUUUGGACCUUCACUUGUUAGUUACCGCCUCAAGUACAUGCCUUCACUGCGAAGUAAAUCUACUCCUAACAAAACAAAGAGUGGCAAGAAAAAGGCAAAUUCUGUGGAAGGAAAUGCAACUUGAUGCAUCAAUGUCUGCUACAAGUUGCCAGCAACAUGAAGUUAAAACUGUUGGUAGUUUUCAUUUGUUCACUUCUUUGGUUGAUCCCUGGUGAUCUCAAGUGUACUAUGCUAGUAGUCUAGUCUGACUAAACACAGUUUGUUUGCGGAUGUAAUUAUUCUAUGGAAAUUAUUAGGGAGCUGGCUUGAUUGAUAGAAUUAGCAAUCUUGUUUAUGUCAAUUUGCCAGUGGCAUUUUCGUUUAGUUAGGGUCAACUGUAUUGUUCUUAUGACCACUUAACAGGGUAAGGAUGCGUAUGGAUAACCCAUCAAAGCAAGUGCAUCAGUUCUGCUUUAUUAGUUACUAGUGAAUUUCCGCUCAGAUGGGGCCGUAUG